UGUCUGCUUGUCAGUCAGGUUUGAUAUCGACUUACUUCUAUUUAUUCCCUUGAAGCCCCCCUCCUCAUUUCCCACCCUCACAGCAACUCCUUCAAGCUUCCUUUUCUUGAAAAUGGCUCUUCUUGGAUUUCUUGCAGUUGGAUUUCUCUCACUUGUCUCAUCUGCUCAUGGAUACUAUGGAGGUUGGAUUAAUGCCCAUGCCACCUUCUAUGGAGGUGGUGACGCUUCUGGCACAAUGGGUGGAGCUUGCGGUUAUGGUAACCUCUACAGCCAAGGUUAUGGAAUUAACACAGCAGCACUAAGCACUGCAUUAUUUGACAAUGGCUUGAGCUGCGGAGCUUGCUUUGAGCUCAGGUGUGUGAAUGAUCCACAAUGGUGCCUCCCUGGCUCCAUUGUUGUCACUGCCACUAAUUUCUGCCCACCAGGAGGCUGGUGUGACCCUCCCAACCAUCACUUUGAUCUCUCUCAACCAAUCUUCCAACACAUUGCCCAGUACAGAGCUGGUAUUGUCCCAGUAAGUUACAGAAGGGUAAGCUGCAAGAGAAGUGGAGGCAUUAGGUUCACGAUCAAUGGACAUUCCUACUUCAAUUUAGUACUGGUAACCAAUGUAGGUGGAGCAGGCGAUGUACAUGCAGUAGCCAUAAAGGGUUCAAGAACUAGAUGGCAACCAAUGUCAAGAAACUGGGGCCAAAACUGGCAGAGUAACUCUUACCUGAAUGGACAGAGUCUCUCUUUUCUAGUCACCACCAGUGACAGCCGUAGUGUGCUCUCUUACAAUGUUGCCCCUGCUGGCUGGUCCUUUGGCCAGACAUACACUGGAAGCCAAUUUCGAUAUUAAUAAGCAGAGCCUUUCAGUCUCUCAUAAGAUGCAUUAUUAAGCUACAGUAUGGAUUGAGCAACUACUAAUUAGUGCACCUUUGGUAAAACAGAGUGCACUUUAGAAGAGAUCUUGGGGGAUCAAGAUUUCUCAUGAAUUGGCCCUUUUUGAUUUCUCCCCAUAGUAUUGAGUUUUUGCAGUUGAAGAAUUGGCCACGAAUCAAGCCUCAAGGCUUUACUUAUAACUGCUGUGUUGAGGGAGAGUAAAUUAAGUCAGUUUUUUCAUUGCUGUUACUGUAUCAACUUAUAGACGCAAGUCCUUCUGAAUAUGCUUUAUGCAAAAAAGGAAGAAAAAAAAAAUGUAUUUUUACUUGUUUUGAGUAUGCUUAUGCCCUAAUUAAUUCAAUUUGCUCCGCAAAAUCAUUUAUGUUA
This is a messenger RNA of Manihot esculenta (cassava), 1248 nucleotides long. Its product is annotated as expansin-A5. Bases 113 to 838 code for a protein of 241 amino acids. Lineage: Eukaryota; Viridiplantae; Streptophyta; Magnoliopsida; Malpighiales; Euphorbiaceae. The transcript is spliced from 4 exons. Gene Ontology annotation, biological process: plant-type cell wall organization. The record is from RefSeq and is a predicted model, not a curated record. Gene Ontology annotation, cellular component: extracellular region.